This is a messenger RNA of Plutella xylostella (diamondback moth), 2726 nucleotides long. It is a transcript of the gene Gcn5, whose product is annotated as Gcn5 acetyltransferase. Gene Ontology annotation, cellular component: ATAC complex; nucleus. Gene Ontology annotation, biological process: positive regulation of transcription by RNA polymerase II; chromatin remodeling. NCBI's taxonomy places the organism in Eukaryota, Metazoa, Arthropoda, Insecta, Lepidoptera, Plutellidae. The record is from RefSeq and is a predicted model, not a curated record. Gene Ontology annotation, molecular function: protein binding; histone H3 acetyltransferase activity.
ACAGAGUAAGUAAUGUGUAUGAAAAAAAAACACGAAUAGCUCUGCAAUGGCAAAAUGUUUUUAUUUUAUUUUAAAUUAAUGCAUAUUCUUAAAAUAAUGCAAUUUUGACUUGAUUGAAGUGUUGAUAAGUUGCCCGUGUUCACGAGUCUUAAAUACAUACCUCACCAUCACCAUAAUGUCGGACGACAUAGACAUGGCUAUGUCCAACAGCGAAGCGGAAUGCUCGCAGCCUUCUCAUGGACACGAAGCGUCAUCAAACAUGGCUGCAGACGACCCGGCGUCGGCGGGCGCCUCCCAGGCCGGCGCCGAGGGGCAGUCUCGGCAGUCCAACCUACAGCGGAUACAGCAAAGAAAACAGCAAGUGUACAACUGGCCACACAAUAAAAAACUACUCAAAUUAGCCAUAUAUUCUGCGUGUCAGACUCCAGACUGUAACUGCAACGGAUGGAAGACGCCGCUGGCUCAGCAAGCCGCAAACAAUAAGGCCCGCGACAACCAACCCUUGGCCACAUUCAAUGAUCCUUGCAGGAACUGCAAUCAUAUACUAGUGAAGCACGUGAGUCAGCUGCAGGGCUGCCCGGCGGCGGAGGUGGACCGGCUGCUCGGAGCCGUGGUGGACGUGGAGAACAUCUUCAUGUCCAUGCACCGCGAGGACGACCAGGACACGAAGCGGGUCUACUAUUACCUGUUUAAGCUUCUCCGCAAGUGCAUACUGACGCGAACCCAGCCUCAUAUAGAAGGCCCUCUCGGCCAACCUCCCUUCGAGCGCCCGUCCAUAGCGAAGGCCAUCACCAACUUCGUGCUAUACAAGUUCAACUCGCUGCCUCAGAGGGAAUGGCAGACCAUGUAUGAUCUGGCCAAAAUGUUCCUGCACUGCUUCAAUCAUUGGAACUUCGAGACGCCGAGUGUCAGGAAACUGCAAGUAUCAAAUCCUGAGGAUAUAUCGGCGUACCAAAUUAACUACACCAGAUGGUUGGUAUUCUGUCACGUGCCCGCGUUCUGCGACUCACUGACUCACUUCGAGACGUCGCUGGUGUUCGGGCGGACGCUCCUCAAGGCCGUGUUCAAGUCCGUGUGCCGCCAGCUCAUGGACAAGUGCCACUCGGAACGGGACCGUAUGCCGCCGGAGAAACGGGUACUGGUGCUGACGCACUUCCCGCGCUUCCUGGCUCUACUUGAAGAGGAGAUCUUCAGCGCCGACUCGCCCAUCUGGGACCCCGACUACAAGCAAGUGCCGCCCAGCCACCUGCAGGCCAUACUCGACAAUAAGACCACGGGCAAGCGAGGCGAGUUCGAGCGGGUGACGGCCGCCGGCGACUCCAAGGAUGGCUUCACUACGGUCUCGCUCACGUCAGGCGCAAUAAAGCUAGAGUCUUUAAAGCGCGGUGCGGAGGGCGGCGGCGGCGGCGGCGGCAAGCGACGGCGCGUACUGGACGAGGCGGGCGAUGACGUCAGCGAGCGCACCGUGGCCGAGAUCGUGGCCACCAUCUCCGACCCGCACUACAUGGCCGGCCCCGAUGCGCUGUUUCAAAUGCAAGCGCCGCGCGACGAAGCAGCCAAAUUAGAAGAACAACGGAAGCUGAUCGAGUUCCACGUCAUCGGCAACUCGCUGACCGGCCCCGUCGACAAGCAGACCAUGCUGUGGCUCAUAGGUUUACAUAAUGUAUUUUCACAUCAGCUACCAGAGAUGACCAAAGAAUACAUAUCACAGCUUGUAUUUGACCCAAAACACAAAACUCUAGCUUUAAUCAAGGAAGGCAGACCCAUCGGAGGAAUUUGCUUCAGGACAUUCCAUUCACAGGGUUUCAGUGAAAUAGUGUUCUGCGCGGUAACAUCCAACGAACAAGUGAAGGGGUAUGGGACGCAUCUAAUGAACCACCUUAAGGACUACCACAUAAGGAACAAUAUCCUACACUUCCUGACCUUUGCUGAUGAGUUCGCUAUAGGCUACUUCAAGAAGCAGGGCUUCUCCAAAGAGAUCAAGCUGCCCCGCGCCAUGUACCAGGGCUACAUAAAGGACUACGAGGGCGCCACGCUGAUGCACUGCGAGCUCAACCCGCGCCUCGUCUACACGCACUUCACCAACGUCAUUAGGACACAGAAGGAGAUAGUGAAAAAGCUGAUCGACAUGAGGCAGAAAGAAGUCCGUAAGAUCCAUCCGGGCCUGACUUGUUUCAAAGAAGGAGUGCGCAGUAUCCCGGUGGAGUGCAUCCCGGGGCUGCGCGAGACGGGGUGGCGCGGCGGCGGGCGGCGCCGCGACGAGGAGCCCGACGACGGGCAGGCGUUGCGCGCCGCGCUGCACCACGUGAAGAACCACGCGGCGGCGUGGCCGUUCCUGAAGCCCGUGGACAAGGCCGAGGUGCCCGACUACUACGACCACAUCAAGUACCCCAUGGAUCUGCGCACGAUGGGCGAGCGCCUCAAGGCCCGCUACUACGUGUCGCGGCGGCUGUUCAUCGCCGACAUGACCCGCAUCUUCACCAACUGCCGGCUCUACAACUCGCCGGAGACGGAGUAUUACAGAUGCGCGAACAAUCUGGAGAAGUACUUCCAGACGAAGAUGAAGGAGGUGGGUCUGUGGGACAAAUGAUCGCCGUUCAACUUCGACGAGUUUUUCGUCUGUGAGGAGGCGCGCCCCGCCCCCGCCCCCGCGCCCCCGCCGCCCGCUGGCAGGGAAGUGUAGGCCAUGGUACACUAGUUGUCUACUCUUUAUUACCUACAUAUUU